ACAUGGCGGCGUUCCGGUGGUGGUGAAAAAAGGGCGUUUUUUUGCGUCAGCGACGACGGUGGGCUGCGCGUCGGGACUGCGACAGGCGCCCGCCUCUUGAGGCGGCGUCGACGAAAACAGCGGCACCGGCCGAGGCGUCCAAGCGCCCGAUGGCCGAGGACGGACACCCAUGAGACCAGGGGAGCAGGCCGAUAGCCGCAGCGCCGACGCCAUCCACGAGGAGCGACAACAGCUGGAGCAGCAGGCCGAGACCAUCUUGUUCUCGCACGGCAGCCUGUAUGCCGUCAUUGCUAUGCUCACGCUGGCCGUGCUCUUUUGUGCUGGUGUGCUCGCCUACAGCGUCCGCAGGAACGACCUGCUCAAAACCGAGUACCGCCGCGUCUUGGAAGCCUUCGCGCUGAGGAGAUCCAGGACGACUAGGUUCCCCACCGAGCCCGAACCAACCGAAACAUCCGAAACCAUGGGCCCGGCACCCAAACUCGACGAAUCCACUCAGGACGCCAUCCUCCUGCUCCUGACGCGCAAGCCCAUCUCUAAUAUACAGCAUCCUAAUCUAAACAAGCGCCCCACAACAAAACUCAUGACGACUCCCGGCGGCGAUACGGUUUACUACGACGACUUGGCCAGCGGCAUCAAGCGAACGCCAAAAGGUACACGGAGUGGUCGAUCUACGCAGCAAAAAACCACCGCGACUCGAAACGAGACGGCAACGAGCUCGUCGUCCAGCGAGCAAGCGCUCGUUGAGUCAGCUUCGACGACAGUAACGACGCUAAGAACGACUGCGAACGCAUCACGAGAGACGGAGCUUUCGGAACUCGAAACGUCGUCGCCGGCCACGUUUGCGACGACCGCCAGAGCAAGAAUUGCGUCCGAGGUCACGCAGAUCUCAGUUAUGAAUUCCACGGACCUCGACCGCAACAGCACGCAGUUGAACGCCGACUACGGCACCGACGAUGACUCGGGCGAUGACGACGCCUAA
This is a messenger RNA of Dermacentor silvarum, 979 nucleotides long. RefSeq lists its product as uncharacterized. Bases 170 to 979 code for a protein of 269 amino acids. The transcript has 2 exons. Lineage: Eukaryota; Metazoa; Arthropoda; Arachnida; Ixodida; Ixodidae. The record is from RefSeq and is a predicted model, not a curated record.